AUGUCUUUUUCUAAAAAUGCUACUCCCAGAGCCAUUGGUAGUGAAUCUAGCACUUUACAUGAGAUGAAGUUCAGAAAUUUUAGAGUUGCUCAUGAAAAAAUCUCGUUGGAUAUAGAUCUGGCUACUCAUUGUAUCAGCGGAAGUGCGACGAUAAUAAUUAUACCAUUGAUUCAAAAUUUAGAAUAUGUUACUUUUGAUUGCAAGGAAAUGACUAUUAAAGAUGUUCUGGUCGAAAAUCGUCGAUGCGAUCAAUUUAUUCACGAUGAUCCACUUCAAACAAAGUUGAAUGGGCUGACCUCACAAAAUGCCCUCUACACGGAUAAUUCCAUUGAACAAUCGCACUUUUUGAGAUCCAAAUUUGCUAGUUUGAAUGAAUAUCCCGAAUCUGACUCUAAAUCUCAGUUAACAAUAAAAAUACCUUCUUCUAUCAAGAUAUCUUUGGAAGACGCUAAUGCAUUAAGUAACUACACACCAAUAACCCCAUCCAUUAAAACUACACCAGGCGUUCAAGAAUCUGUCUUCACUCCAAUCACACUACAAAUCGAGUAUGAAAUAAGAAACCCAAAGUCAGGUGUUAGAUUCGAUACUGUCCACACGGAUAAACCAUGGAUGUGGAAUGUCUACACCUCAAAUAGCGAAAUUUGUAGUUCUGCAUCGUAUUGGGUCCCAUGCGUUGAUUUACUUGAUGAAAAAUCUACAUGGGAACUGGAAUUUAGUGUACCUAAGUUAGUAAAAAAUAUUGGUACUUCCAAAUUAGUUGGCCAAAAUGGCGAGCAGGGUGGGAAUGAGAAACAUAGUUUGCCUGGAGAUGAAACAGUAGAAAUGGGACAGACAAGAUCUGUGAAAGAAGAGGAAGAUAGUGAUGAAAAUUUUAAGAAUGACGAAACAAACAAAAGUAAUAAAGGGGAAGAUGUACAAGAUGAUGAUGAUGAUGAAGAAGGUGAAAGUGAUGAAGAAGAGGAGGAGAGACGUAAUAUUGAAGAAAGAAACAACCCGAACUUAAGGGAUGUGGUUGUUUGCUGUUCCGAAUAUUCCAAUAUAAAGGAACUUCCGCACCCGAUUGACUUAACGAAAAAAAAAUGUGUAUUUCAAAUUAUAAACCCUGUUGCUCCACAUCACGUUGGCUGGGCUAUUGGUGCUUUGAAUUCAUGGUCGUUACCUUUAAUAUCGCCUCCAAGGGUUGAUGCUGAAGAUGAAGUGGAUGAGGACAAGUUGAGGGAGAAUGUGAUCGACAACGUUAAUGACCCGAUGGAUGAUGGCAUUGGAUCAGAUGUUAUACCUAUUCAGAUUUUUACUCUUCCAACACAGGAAAUUGACGAAGCAACUGUAAUAAACUCCACCGUUGUUUGUCAAAAAAUUAUAGAUUUCUACUCGAAGGAGUUUGGGUCUUACCCUUUUACGUCAUACUCUCUCGUUUUUUUACCGACUGCUCCCUGUACUCAUAUGGAUUUUGCAGCUCUAGGUAUUUGUAAUACAAGAUUACUUUAUCCUCUAGAGGUUAUUGAUAAAAUAUUCAGUACCACAAAUGAUUUAGCAUGGGCGCUGGCUAAUCAAUGGUCCUGUGUUAACAUUACCCCUUUGGAUAUGAAUGACUAUUGGUGUUGUCUUGGUAUUGCAGGCUAUAUGGUGUUCCAAGUAAUCAAAAAGAUAAUGGGUAACAAUGCUUAUAAGUACCGAUUAAAGCGCAAUUGUGAGGCAAUUGUGGAACAAGACUUUGAAAAACCUCCAAUCGGAAGUACUUUCACAGGUAGUUCCAGGCCAAUAUCAGUAUUAUCUAAAGAUUUGUCCUUUAUACAAUUAAAAGCACCCAUGGUAUUACAUAUUCUUGACAGGAGGAUGACCAAAACCGAGAGAUCAUUUGGUAUGUCUCGCGUACUGCCUAAGAUUUUCCUUCAAGCUAUGUCAGGCGAUUUGCCUAAUAACUCUUUAACAUCGUCACAUUUCCAACAUGUUUGCGAAAGAGUAAACAAAAGCAAAUUAGAGAACUUUUUUGGCGAAUGGGUAUAUGGGUCUGGUGUACCCAUAUUACGUGUUACCCAAAGAUUUAAUAGGAAAAGGAUGGUCAUUGAACUGGGAAUAAGGCAAGUUCAAGAGGAAGAACUAGGACAUGGAAAAGUCGUUGGAGAGCAUGGGUUUUGCAAAAGCGCACUGGACCGGUUGGAGCAUCCAAAUCUCAAUCGCACAGAUUGUUUCACCGGGUCAAUGACCAUAAGAAUCCAUGAACACGAUGGUACUCCGUAUGAGCAUAUUGUGGAAAUCAAAGAUACAUUCACCAAAAUAGAUAUUCAAUAUAAUACCAAGUAUAGAAGACUAAGGAAAAGAGGAGGUGGUGCUAAUGAAGAUAACGCCCCGGAAAGCAACAACGAGGAAAAGCUUGCGGUAGUAGAUGUAAAUUGUCUCGGAAAUGUAUACAUGACUCCUGAAGAGUGUUCACGAUUUCACUUGACGGAUUUCAAUCGUACUUCAGAAAGUAAUGAGUUGCUUAAGCAAAAUGAAGCCUUCGAAUGGAUCCGUAUAGACUCAGACCUUGAAUGGAUCUGUAAACUCCAUAUUAAUCAGCCCGAUUAUAUGUUCUCGUCUCAGCUGAGGCAGGAUGGUGACAUAGAGGCGCAACUGGAAUCUAUCCGGUAUUACGAAGAUGUUGUCAUCAAUGGUGGUGCUAAAUCACUUGUUUAUUCAAGUAUUUUGUUUAGAACCGUGAUGGACGAAAGGUACUAUUUCGGCAUAAGACUCGCGGCGUGCGAGGCGCUUAGUAGAAACAUAUAUGAUUCAAAUUUCGCUGGCGGCAUCAAGCAUUUAUUACUGAUUUUUCAGGUUUUGUUUUGCCUUGAAGGAUCGAAUAUUACAAAAAGUAAUAACUUUGAAAAUACAGCGUUAUAUUUUUUGCAAUGUGCUAUACCGAAGUAUUUGGCUAAAGUAAGAAAUGAAAAUGGUACGUGUCCAAAAGUUGUCAAGGAGUUUUUACUAGAUGUUCUUGUUUAUAAUGAGAAUGGUGAAAAUAGGUUCAGCGAUAAUAUUUACGUCCGUGGACUGAUUGAAAACGUAGUUGAUGCGGCUUUAAAUGAUGUCAACGAUGCAGAGUAUGUGGGUAGGGUUAAGGCGCAGCUGUUUAGAUACGAAAAUUUGGUUAAUUGGUUGUCAUCGUACGAAUCUUUGAUAAAGACUUCAAUUAUGUUUGCGAAAUACAAAUUGCAUAAAGGUGGUGUUUACCAGUUCUGCGAAUUGACCGGGAUGAUAAUGGACACAUUAUCAUCGAGUGUCAAUAGUACAGAUGUUACGAGAGAGAGCUAUCAGAAUGAGGUUUUGAUGGCACUGAAAAUUAUGCUUUUGGAGGGCGGAUUGAAAAACAAGGACGCCCUUAUACUUUUCAUUGAAAUAUUGUGUUUUCACGAGGAUACUUACAUUAAAGAAAAAUGUACCGAUGUACUUGUUGAAUGUAUUAAUACUGCUGUUAUGGAUGGAUGCCUGGAUACAAUAAGUGACGACAUUGAAAGUGCCAUCGAACUAGUUCAGAAUGAGGUUGAAAAUAUUAAAAGUGAGGAUGAUAUUGAACUGUUUUUAAGUGGACAUUAUAUUGAUGAUAUGAAAAUUAAAAGAGAAAAGGUGGCCCGUCAAAAUAUUAAUGGUGUAUUAGGAAUAUGCAGGGAUAUGUUUAGAGGGUACGCCCCUCUCAAGAUAAUACUGUGGGAUAUUUUGAAUUUACCUAUUCUGAGCUUAUAUCAAAGAAAGCAAAUACAUGACUUAGUUAGGGUGAUGUACACCCUAACGAAUAGUUUUAUAGUCAAGUUGGAAGCACCACGAGAAAGAAGACUAGUUGCAAAGAUUAAUACUAAAGCCGAAGAUAAGAGGAAUAUCGUUAUUAAGCGCGAGAGUAUACUUAAAAUUCAAAUCAAGAAAGAAGUUUCCUCUAUUAUAGAAGAACCUCGAAAAGUAAACAAAAUAAAGAUCACAUUGAAGAGUGAGAAGACGGUAAACAAAGUUAAAAAGCCCGUUGUGAAACCGAAGGUGAUAAAUAAACAGAGGAAGGUUAAAAAUAGUGUAAACCGUGUGGGCAGCUUACCAUUGCGUUUUGUGAGAAUUCAACAACAACCUAGAGGGGUGGUAUCGUUGUCCUCCGUCCCAUAUAGUGAAUUCGUUGAAAUUACAAAAGUCACAUCAAGAUCCUUCAUGGUAAAGAUAAAAACAAAGAGACAGUAA
Molecule: messenger RNA, 4197 nt
Organism: Saccharomyces mikatae IFO 1815
Lineage: Eukaryota; Fungi; Ascomycota; Saccharomycetes; Saccharomycetales; Saccharomycetaceae
Gene: TAF2
Product: transcription initiation factor TFIID subunit TAF2
Exons: 1
Coding region: 1-4197 (1398 amino acids)
Biological process (GO): transcription initiation at RNA polymerase II promoter
Cellular component (GO): transcription factor TFIID complex
Molecular function (GO): RNA polymerase II general transcription initiation factor activity; transcription cis-regulatory region binding; chromatin binding
Source: RefSeq, a predicted model, not a curated record